Messenger RNA from Oreochromis niloticus (Nile tilapia), 7996 nucleotides. It is a transcript of the gene map3k15, whose product is annotated as mitogen-activated protein kinase kinase kinase 15. Bases 2951 to 7033 code for a protein of 1360 amino acids. The record is from RefSeq and is a predicted model, not a curated record. Lineage: Eukaryota; Metazoa; Chordata; Actinopteri; Cichliformes; Cichlidae. Gene Ontology annotation, molecular function: MAP kinase kinase kinase activity; ATP binding. Gene Ontology annotation, biological process: cellular response to stress; protein phosphorylation; MAPK cascade. The transcript is spliced from 30 exons.
UUUAAUAGACAGCAGACAUGCUCUCAGGUUGCCCAAGUUUAGACUGAACAAAAGGAGAAGUCAUGGUGUCUUAACGGUCACUGAAAUUGCUGCAGGAUUUCUGCAACUGCAUGUCAAAAAAUAUUUGACUAUUGCAGAAUGUAAUGGUGUUUGGAUGUUUAGUUUUUUACUUGAGGAUCCUUUUUAUUGCGUAAUUUUAGAAAAUAUUAAAGUAUCCUCUAAUAAAUGUGAUAAAAUGGCAGUAGAGCUCAAAUGUAGAGCUAAGCAUAAGGAAGUUUUUACCAUUAUAAAAAUGCAUCAUAAGUGGAAAAAGAGGAUGUUGUAAUCAGAUUUGAAAAAAAAGAGUAAAAAUCUGUUCAGUGGAAAAUGAUAUUCUGAUUUUAGUCAGUAGUGUGGGAGGAAAAGUAAAAACAGUGGUUCCUCUUUUUUCACGGUUAUGUUUAAUUUUUAAGUUUAAAGUGAUAAAUCACAAAAACAGUCACCUCGGUGCACUUUAAACUGCAAGGUAAAGACAUUUACCAGUACAGUAUAUCACAGAAUUAGGGAGACAACCACAACAAUCAGACAAUUCCCAAUGAGCAAUCACUAGUGUGUUAGGCAGUGUUAGGAAGGAAAACCCAGCAGGACAAAAUCUCUGACAGCCUCAGAGAGGAGCAGUAAUCUGCCAUAACCAGUGGUGAGGUGAGCAGAGAAAGACACACCCAAACCUUACAGCUCGAGCUUAAUUCACUGUCUUAAACUUAAAUCAGGAUGAUCUGCAUGCAAAGCUGGCUUGCCAACCAGCAAAGCACAAAACUGCAGCGGGCCCACUUAAGUCGCACUGUUAAUCUAAUUUAAUUCUGUUUACAAUGGUGGAAAUGUAUCCGAAAGGAGUACCUUUAAACAAGAAUAUGAAGUGUGACAGAUAUGUGACAAGACUUGAUGAAGUGGAACUAUUUGUCAAAAUUUAGUUUCAACAUUUCCAUAUAUCCAGGGGCAGGGUACACCCUAGACAGGUUGGCAGUCUAUUGCAGGUCACUCAGUUCUGAAACUCUUUCUGUACUCCAUCCAUCUAACCAUUUUCUUCCACUUAUCCAAUUGAGGGUCGUGGGGAGUUUGAGCAUCUGCUACUGGGCAAGAGGUGGGGUACACUCUUGACAGUCAUCAAUCUAUCACAAGUAGUGAUAGACUGAUGCCCAUCCUACCUCCUGUGGCAGCUUGGAUAGGCAAAUAGAGCACUUUUCCAUCAUGAACAUACUGUAAAAAGACCAAAACAGAGCUAAAUAGAAAAUAUGAAUUAAUGUCAGUGCUCCAGUAUAAGCAGCAUAAUCUGCUGACCCCAUGUGGUGAAUAAAUCAUCUACAGCAGCUUUAAAAAGAGACUUAACAGAGAUAGCAUGUAUGCUUUUAGUCCAACUUAAUCGAAAUGAAUACAUUUAUUACUACAUAUCUAUCGUAAGUAUAGUUCUUUCUUUUGUUUCACCUCAGAUGCAUAUAUCUAUAGUCCAAGCCUGCUCUGCUCUACAUAGGAGUGUGCAGUAGAUUCAUUUAUUACUUGUUUUAAACUUCAGGUUGCUACAACAGUCAGGGAGAUCAAAUCUUAAUAUUUACUGAUCUCAAAGAGAAAAACAAAAGAAAAAAAAGGCAUUAAUUGUAACUCAAUACUUACACCAAACAGAAGACCACUGCACCCAAGGAAUUAAAAAUUAAGAUGUGGCGUUCUCCCUCUGACCUAAACAAACAUCAUUGCCUAACUAAACCUAGCAGAAAUAAAAUUGUGAAAAUAAAACUACCGGACACAUUUGAAACAAGAAAGAAAGAACGAAAGAAGAAAAAAUCCUAUUAACGCAAACGACCAAGAGAUGUCCUCCAGCUCAUUAAGUCAACCAGAGAAACUUGAAAGAAAAGAGAUCUAAUUAUAAUUCAAACAUCAUAGAGGAGGCCAGCGGGGAGAGGACAGGAGACAGAACACCAGGACCCCUACUUCCCUCCUUAAGUAAGUAGGUCUGUUGAUAUUUAGAUUAUCAAAAUGAUUAAUCUCUGUCUAAACUUAUAAAACACAGUAACUCUAACAUUACACUUAAUGUUACGGCAAUUAGGAUCCUUAAAGAAACAUUCAUACCCAAUAGCCAGUUGUUAUCUAAUGAUGCUAAUUUGGGAACACGUGUAUCUGUUGCAUCUGUCCUCUCCGUCAUGUGAUGAAUGGUCUCUGGCAGCCUCUGCGGUUAAACAUUAAGACGUAGCACUAGUCCGCAUGGAGACUAUCCAGGAGGCCGUGCACUUAUAAUCCUCUGCAUGAUCACUGUGCAAGCUGCAAAAAGUCCUCUCUAAUUGUCCAAUACUUAAAUCUUGGGCAAUCGUGGGCAUAUAUUUGGAAAUCAGACAAACUUCUUCUCUGGAGAGGGAAGUUAGAAGGAGCCAGAAAAAUAAAUAAAGCUGAAAAAACAGUCACAUCACACGAUAUUCUAUGCUGUUUGAAAUCAUAACUGAGGAUAACAUGGCUUCUUUACGCGGUUGGCAGAGGAGGUGACCAAAAGGACACGCUGUCAUAUAUUUAGACUAACGGGAACACGCUGGUCCUGUCAGUGUAGGAAACGUUAUCAGAGUUUAUUCGCCAGUGGAAAACUUCAUACCGGAGUACAGCUGAGCCAAAAGGGAAUAUUCUGACUUCUGAUUGUAUUUUUCUCUCCACAUUUCCUCCUCCUCUCUCUCUCUCUCUCUCUCUCUCUCGGGGAUCCAGUCAGAUCCAGUCUGGAUGAAGCGGACGUCUUGGUGCGAGAUAAUCGUCAGAUGAUGUGAGUUAAUGAGGCGGAGAUGCAAGGAGACAGACUCAGACGCGCUCCUCUCAUGCCAGGACAGGUGUGCCACCAGUGAGAGCGAGAGGAGGAGAAAACGAAAGGCGCAGAGAGAAUAAAGUUAGGGUGGUUGGGUAGACAUCAAGCGGAGAAGAAGUCACUUUCCAGGUUCUCGAUAUGGAAACCGGGCAGAGCGCACCGGCGUCGGACAUGGGGGGAGACCACACAGCUGGGGUGUGUGUGGUGGAGCGGGACCGGGACCGAGAGAGGGGCGACGUGUCCAGCCCCAGUCCACCGACUAAGCAGCGCUCUCUACGGGUCGUCUACGUCCUGAACGAUGGGCUUAAGUCGGUGAUGGCGAGCAGCCCGGAGUCCGGAGCGCUGCAGUCUUUGCAGAGAGCCUGUGACUCGGAGAGCGCCCUGCUCACCACCGUCACCUUCGGAAGAUUGGACUUUGGAGAAACAUCAGUGCUGGACAGUUUCUACGAUGCAGACAUUGCAGUCGUGGAUAUGAGCGAUGUGUGUCGGCAGCCCUCCUUGUUUUACCACCUGGGCGUGAGGGAGAGCUUUGACAUGGCCAACAAUGUCAUCCUGUACCACGACACCGACCCCGACACUGCCCAGUCACUGAAGGACAUGGUGGCACAGAAAAACACAGCUGCUCGUCCUCCACCGUUAGGUUUUCCCUGGGUUCAGUUGCCUCCAGAAUACAGAGGCUCUGGACUGCGAAAUAAAGCAUCCAGUGGUAACUACUACUUCAUCCCCUACAUAGUCACUCCUAACCACGAGUAUAUGUGCUGUGAAAGUGAUGCCCAACGGAGGGCAAGCGAGUACAUGCAGCCCAACUGGGAUAACCUGCUGGGCCCACUGUGUGUUCCCCUGACCGACCGCUUCACCAGCCUGCUGAAGGACAUCCAUGUAACAUCCUGUGCUUCCUUUAAGGACACCCUGCUCAACGAUAUCAGGAAGGCUAGGGAGAAGUACCAGGGAGAGGAGCUGGCUAAGGAGCUUUCACGCAUUAAACUCCGAAUUGAUAACACAGAGGUCCUAACACAGGACAUUGUCAUGAACCUGCUGUUUUCCUACAGAGAUAUACAGGACUAUGAUGCCAUGGUGAAACUGGUGCAGACUCUGGAGAUGCUGCCAACAUGUGAUCUGGCUACCCAGCCCAUGAUCCAGUUUCAUUACUCCUUUGCCCUCAACAGGAGGAAUGCUCCUGGAGACAGGGAGCAGGCUCUCAGAGUGAUGCUGCAGGUGCUGCAGUCCUGCGAACAUCCUGCACCAGACAUGUUCUGUCUCUGUGGACGAAUCUACAAGGACAUUUUUCUCGACUCUGACUGCAAAGACACUAAAAACAGGGACAACGCUAUUCAGUGGUACAGAAAGGGCUUUGAGCUGCAGCCCACUCUGUACUCGGGUAUUAACCUAGCUGUCCUCCUCAUAGUUGCUGGCCAGCAAUUCGAGAGCUCCAUGGAACUCAGAAAAAUAGGGGUGAGGUUAAACAGCCUGCUGGGGCGCAAGGGUUCCUUGGAAAAGAUGAAUAACUACUGGGACGUCGGCCAAUUCUUCACCGUUAGCAUGCUAGCGAGUGACAUUCCUAAAGCUACUCAGGCUGCAGAGAAGCUCUUCAAGCUGAAGCCACCUGUUUGGUAUUUGCGUUCAGUAGUGCAGAACUUACAGCUGAUCCAGAGGUUUAAAAAGCAAAAUUUAGAACAUUCACCUCAAAGAGAGAAACUCAACUUCUGGAUGGACAUCAUCGUCGAGGCCACGCAAUGCACCACCAACAGACUGCGGUUUCCAGUGCUGAUUCUGGAGCCGACCAAAGUUUACCAGCCGUCCUAUGUAUCCAUCAACAAUGAGGCUGAAGAGAAGAACGUCUCCAUCUGGCAUGUUUCUCCUGCUGAAACGAAAGGUAUUCAUGAGUGGAACUUCACUGCAAUGUCCAUCAAAGGCAUUAGUAUCAGUAAGUUCGAUGAGCGUUGCUGCUUCCUCUACGUCCACGAUAACUCGGAUGACUUCCAGAUCUAUUUCUCUACUGAGGAGCAGUGCGGUCGGUUCUGCUCCAUGGUGAAAGAGAUGAUAUCUGAUGGUACUGGGAAUGCUGUGGAGCUGGAGGGGGAGGGCGAUGGAGAUACGCUAGAGUAUGAAUAUGACACCGAUGAGACAGGGGAAAGGGUGGUGUUGGGUCGUGGCACCUAUGGAGUGGUGUAUGCUGGGAGAGAUCUCAGCAACCAAGUCCGAAUUGCCAUCAAAGAGAUCCCUGAAAGAGACAGCAGGUACUCUCAGCCCCUUCAUGAAGAGAUCGCUCUUCACAAGUACCUGAAGCACAGGAACAUUGUUCAGUAUUUGGGCUCCAUUUCUGAGAAUGGAUACAUUAAGAUCUUCAUGGAACAAGUGCCUGGAGGAAGUCUGUCUGCGUUGUUGCGGUCGAAAUGGGGUCCUCUGAAGGAAGCAACAAUUAUCUUCUACACCAGACAGAUUCUGGAAGGGCUCCGAUACCUGCAUGAAAACCAGAUCGUCCACCGAGACAUCAAGGGUGAUAAUGUGCUAGUUAACACCUACAGUGGUGUCUUGAAGAUCUCUGACUUUGGUACCUCAAAACGGUUGGCAGGCGUCAAUCCCUGUACAGAAACAUUCACAGGUACCCUGCAGUACAUGGCUCCAGAAAUAAUUGACAAGGGCCCUCGAGGCUAUGGGGCACCAGCUGACAUUUGGUCCCUGGGAUGUACCAUUAUAGAAAUGGCCACUGGGAAACCUCCCUUUCAUGAGCUGGGGGAACCACAGGCAGCCAUGUUUAAGGUUGGCAUGUUUAAAAUUCACCCAGAGAUUCCUGAGUCUUUGUCACAGGAGGCCAAGUCAUUUAUUCUACGUUGCUUUGAGCCCGACCCUCACAAGAGGGCCAUCGCCUUGGACCUGCUCAGAGACACUUUUGUCAAGCACAACACCAAGGGAAAGAAGAGUAAGAUCGCCUUCAAAUCACCAGACUAUAUCCCUAACAUCUCCCUGCCAGUGCAGGUGCAAGGCGAGGCCGCUGGCAGUAGCAGCAGUGAGCACGGCUCUGUGAGUCCCGACUGCGACGCGAAACACGACGUGUUCUUUGACAAGAGGAAAAGCUCUGGCUCCAAGAAUCUGCUCAAACCUCCCAGUUCUAACUACCUGAGUGUGCCUGAUGAGGGUUCAGUAUCAGAGGACCGCUCUGUUCCCCCAUCUCCUGAGGACAGGGACAGCGGUUUGUUCAUGCUAAAGAAGGACAGCGAGAGACGGGCCAUUCUGUACAAGGUCCUCAAUGAAGACCAGGAAAAGGUCAUCUCCAACCUCAGGGAAAAUCACAUGCAGGGUAGUGAGGAUCUCCAGCUGUCCAUCGAUCACAUCAAGCAGAUCAUCUGCAUCCUUCGAGACUUCAUCCAUUCCCCGGAGCGGCGCGUCAUGGCAGCCACCAUCUCCAAGCUCAAGCUGGACCUCGACUUUGACUCCACCUCUAUCAACCAGAUUCAGCUGGUGCUGUUUGGCUUCCAGGACUCGGUAAACAAGGUCCUGAGAAAUCACCACAUUAAACCCCACUGGAUGUUUGCCAUGGAUAACAUCAUCCGCCGAGCUGUGCAGGCUGCAAUAACCAUCCUAAUACCAGAGCUGCAGACCCACUUUGGCCCGGCGUCAGAGUGUGAGGGAGCAGAGAAGGAAGACGAGGUCGAUGAGGAGGAAGCAGAGUUUGGACCCAUUUUAGUGCAGCAUGCUGACGAGACGGGGACAACGUCCGAUCCCACACACUCUGCGGUCAGCACUGUGAACUCCUCCCACUCCCAUGAACAUCAACGGUCACAUCAUCAUCUAGGCGCCCAGCUGGGCAGGCUCAAACAUGAAACCAACAGGCUGCUGGAUGAGCUGCUACAAAAGGAGAAGGAGUACCAGCAGGUCUUGAAAGCCACCCUGCAGCAGAGAACACAUGAUUUAGAGUUGGUCCGAGUCAGACACAGACCCCCAGACAUUUCACCUCCAUCCAUCCACCACAUCCCAGCAGACCAUGAGCCAGACAAGCAGCUCACCGACUGGCUGAAAGAGCAGGGCGCAGACCCCGUCACCAUAGACAAGUUUGUGCUUGAGGAAUAUACACUGACGGACAUUCUUCGUGACGUUACCAAAGAGGACCUCCGGUGCCUACAUCUACGGGGUGGAGUCCUCUGCCGGAUCUGGCGAGCCAUCCAGCGGCACAGAGAGCGAGACAGGCUGGCGAACGACAAGCGCUCAGAAAACAAUGCAUGAUGGAGUCGAAUUCUGUUGUGGGAAAAAACACGCACAUGUUCACACAUUACCAUGAUCUCUCCUUUUUCUCUGCCUCUACAGUGCCUUUUUUUAAUGUUGUUUUUGUGUUGUAUGGACAGGACUCACUGAAUCCAUGUAGAGUCCGACUUGACCAGACCAAAGUGCUUUAGUGCAGGCACUACUGUGUGUACCUUUGUCUUUGUGCUUGAUAUUUAUGAAACAUGCUCCCCUAAUGUUUCUUCAGAGCAUUGAUUCUCAAGCUUUUUUUAAAAUGUUCACCUUCAGGAGUGCCACCAUUUUUGUAUUUAAACAAGCACUACAGCCCUGAACGUUUUAGGGACUUUUCAGAAGUCACAUGUGACCUCUUUAACUUGACUGCUCCUUAGUACAAGCAUGUCAGGUGGCGUCAACGGGUGUCAUGUUUACUGCAUUCACCUUCAGCCAAGCUCCAAAUAUGCAAAUGUUUCUGGAGUUUGUUUCUGAAAUUGUGCAAAUUUCAAGAAUGACAAUAGCUUUAAUUUCACAUUGUGUCUUUGGCCAUCCUAAUGUCAAGGCUCUGUUUCUCCCAGAAGGACAUGGCUUGAGAACCACUGCUUUAGGAUAUGAAAAUCUGCUGUAUAUUGGUACAGUCGGCUGUGCUGUCUAUGACGAAAAGUCCGCAGCAUUAAAUGAAUUUAUGUAUCUGCUGUUUUGCACUCUGCAUCUUUUAGACUUGCAUUUUUCUAAGCAAACUGUCCUGCUUACCUUAAAAUGUUGUGAGUCUCUGAAUAUACAUUUCAGCCUAAAGCCUUAAAUUAAACAUAAUGUAGCAUGCACACUGAUCACUGCCUUUAGAUUUGUAUGCAUGUUAUUUAUUAGUCGUAACUACUCUCUUCUAUUCUCUAUCUGUAUUUAAUUCAUUUUUUAUUCCAACUGUCAUAUUAUAUGUUCUUUACAAUUCCAAUAAACCUGGAAAAAGCAAAA